Molecule: messenger RNA, 1970 nt
Organism: Chlorella variabilis
Lineage: Eukaryota; Viridiplantae; Chlorophyta; Trebouxiophyceae; Chlorellales; Chlorellaceae
Exons: 17
Coding region: 51-1526 (491 amino acids)
Biological process (GO): carbohydrate metabolic process; tricarboxylic acid cycle; citrate metabolic process
Cellular component (GO): mitochondrial matrix
Source: RefSeq, a predicted model, not a curated record
CGUUAAGCAGCCCUAAUUUAGCCGACAGGGACUCGUUGGCAUCGGGCGGCAUGCGGGCGGCCAGCAAGACCCUGACCAGCCUGGUGCAGGCGGCAGCACCGGCGCUGCGGGAGAGCGUGAUCGAGUGCUUUGGGACUGCAGGUGUACGCACCAUCACCACAGACCUCAAGGCUGCCCUCGCCGCCAAAAUUCCCGGGGAGCAGGAGCGCCUGAAGAAGCUGAGGAAGGAGCAUGGCAGCAAGGCGCUGGGCGCCUGCACCGUGGAGCAGGCCAUCGGCGGCAUGCGAGGCGUUCCGGCCAUGCUGUGGGAGACGAGCCUGCUGGACCCCGAGGAGGGCAUCCGCUUCCGCGGCUACUCCAUCCCAGAGCUGCAGGACAAGCUGCCCAAGGCGAAGGAGGGCGGCGAGCCUAUCCCAGAGGGCCUCCUGUGGCUGCUGAUGACUGGAGAGGUGCCCACCAGCGAGCAGGCCCAGGCUGUGACGGAGAUGCUGCGGGACCGCAGCAAGCUGCCGGACCACGUGCUCAAGAUGCUGAGCUGCCAACACCCCGACACACACCCCAUGACCCAGCUGGCCACCGCGGUGCUCGCGCUGCAGGUGGACAGCAAGUUUGCGGCUGGAUACCGCAGCGGCAUCCACAAGACCAAGUACUGGGAGCCAGUGUUUGAGGACUCCAUCGACCUCAUCGCCAAGCUGCCCACCAUCGCCGCCGCCAUCUACAGGCGCGCUGUGCACGCUGGGCUUGCCCUGAUUGAGGCGGACCCUAAGCUGGACUGGGGCGCCAACCUGGCAUACAUGAUGGGGUACACGGAUGAGGGGUGCCUGGAAAUGAUGCGCCUGUACCAGACAAUCCACACCGACCACGAGGGCGGCAACGUGUCGGCGCACGCCACCCACCUGGCAAGCGCUGGCCGCCGCUCUCUGCUGCCUGGGCGCACCGAUGCCAGCUCGCCCGCGCUGAGCGAUCCCUACCUGUCCUUUGCGGCGGGCAUGACCGGCCUGGCGGGGCCGCUGCACGGCCUGGCCAACCAGGAGGUGCUGCGCUGGCUGACCGACGUGCGCCAGCAGGUUGGUGACAACGUGACCAAGGAGCAGCUGUCUGAGUUUGUGUGGAGCACGCUGAAGAGCGGCAAGGUGGUGCCCGGCUUUGGACACGCGGUGCUGCGCAAGACGGACCCGCGCUACACGUGCCAGGCGGGCUUUGCCCAGAAGCACAUGCCCGAGUACCCGCUGUUCAAGCUGACGGCUCUGCUGUACCAGGUGGUGCCAGACAUCCUCAAGCAGACGGGCAAGGUGAAGAACCCGUACCCCAAUGUGGACGCCCACAGCGGCGUGCUGCUGCAAUACUACGGCAUCACCGAGGAGAACUUCUACACCGUGCUGUUUGGCGUGUCACGUGCGCUGGGCGUGCUGAGCCAGGGCGUGUGGAGCCGCGCGCUGGGCCUGCCCAUCGAGCGCCCCAAAUCGCUGACCAUGGCGGCCAUGGAGGAGCGCGCCCUCCAGCUGGAGUCCUCUGCCUCCAUCUAGGCUGAUGCCCCAGUCAUCCAUCGUCCCGUGGCGGGGCUGCCUAGCACCGUUACACCCCCUCCCCGAGUCAUCACUGCUCGCGCUCACUGCCCCACUGUGCGCACGCCAUUUCUGCGGCCACAGCAGCUGAGGGGGCGAAGCUCCAGCCCUGGCCGCCCCCCGCGCUCUGCGAGCGCGGGCACAAGUUGUCGUUGCGCACCUGCCCACCACACAGCACUUGUUCAGCGCCCCUGUUCCACACCCUUCUGUUGCCUCCUGUGACCCGUUGUCCAGUGCCCAUGCAUUGUGGCAGCCUGCGGCUGCCCUGCCUGCUCCCUUGAGCUGCUCAUUGUGCUGCUCCUUUCCCAUGCGCCCGGCGUUUUGUAGCAGGCUCCUUUGCCCUGCGGUGUCCCCGGGCCCCCUGUUGCCGGCUGAACUCAUCACAUGUAAUCUGCCAUGCCGGCC